This is a messenger RNA of Pristis pectinata (smalltooth sawfish), 1390 nucleotides long. RefSeq names its product zinc finger protein 239-like. NCBI's taxonomy places the organism in Eukaryota, Metazoa, Chordata, Chondrichthyes, Rhinopristiformes, Pristidae. Gene Ontology annotation, biological process: regulation of transcription by RNA polymerase II. The coding region runs from base 249 to 1004 and encodes 251 amino acids. Gene Ontology annotation, molecular function: DNA-binding transcription factor activity, RNA polymerase II-specific; RNA polymerase II cis-regulatory region sequence-specific DNA binding. The transcript has 2 exons. The record is from RefSeq and is a predicted model, not a curated record.
UGCCCGCCCCGCUGUGCUCAGCCGCUUGUCCCUCCUGCUCUGGGAUUGUCCUGUUUUAAUGCAGACGGGAGGUGCGGUUCUGCGGCGGGAGGAGCUGGUUCCGGUUUCCGAACGGAGGAGCCUUCAGUCGAGCUGGGUCGCUACAGAGACUAAAAUCUCAGCUGAAAUACUGUCGUGUCGGAAGGGAUUCACUCAGUCUGAGCUAAUGAUACACAUGUGAGAAAGGAUUCAUUCAGUUAUCCAGCCAGAUGAGGCAUCAGCGAGUUCACACCGGGGAGAAGUCGUACAACUGCUCCGAAUGCGGGAAUGGAUUCACUCAGUCGUCCUAUUUGCUGACGCACCAGAGAGUUCACACCGGGGAGAGGCCGUUCACCUGCUCAACAUGCGGGAAGGGAUUCACUCGGUCAUCUGAGCUGCUGAAACACCAGCGGGUUCACACUGGGGAGAUGCCAUACACCUGCUCCGUAUGCGAGAAGGGAUUCACUCAGUCAUACUUUUUGCUUAUGCACCACAGAGUACACACCGGGGAGAGGCCGUACACCUGCUCCGAGUGCGGGAAGGGAUUCACUCAGUCGUCCAAUUUGCUGACUCACCAGCGAGUUCACACCGGGGAGAGGCCAUACACCUGCUCCGAGUGUGGGAAGGGAUUCACUCGGUCGUCCCAUUUGCUGACACACCAGCGAGUUCACACCGGGGAGAAGCCAUACACCUGCUCCGAGUGUGGGAAAGGAUUCACUCAGUCAUCCAAUCUAAUGAUGCACCAGCGCGUUCACACCAGGGAGAGGCCAUUCUCCUGCGCAAUGUGUGGGAAAGGAUUCACUCGUUUAGACAACCUGACGAUACACCUGCGAGUUCACACUGGGGAGAAGCCGUACACCUGUUCAGAGUGUGGGAAGGGAUUCACUCAUUCGUCCAAUUGGCUGAAGCACCAGAGAGUUCACACUGGGAGAGGCCGUUCACCUGCUCGACAAGCGGGAAGGGAUUCCGUAUGUCAUACUACUUGAUGACACACCAGCGAGUUCACACCAGAGAGAGGCCCUUUACCCGCCCUACGUGUGGGAAGGGAUAUACUUCGUCAUCCAGUCUCGUGAAGCACCUGCGAGUUCACAGUGGGGAAGAGGUCUUUCACCUGCUCUGAGUUCAGGAAGGGAAUCCCUUGGUCAUCUGACCUGCUGAAACACCAGCGAAUUCACACUGAGGAGAAAGAUUAAACAUGCUGUAUGCUCAAUAUACAACCAUCACUGCUACUGAAAUCUUGCACAAAUUCACAAGUGUUGCAGGUGUUCACGGGGGUUCGAUUCUGUCGAUGCUGCUGAUCUUGCCCAGGAUUGAACCCUGGUCAUUGGGCACAGUUGAUUUUCUUUUGAGUUCAAUGUUCUGGAUCUUUGAU